Acaulospora colombiana is the source of this 339-nucleotide messenger RNA. The record is from the annotation of a GenBank genome assembly. Lineage: Eukaryota; Fungi; Glomeromycota; Glomeromycetes; Diversisporales; Acaulosporaceae.
AUGAGCACGAACCUCGUACCGGAAAACAGUUGGACACGCCUGGUCAUCUUGUACAUCAUGGUCGCCGGUGCCAUCUUCAUUCCGACUCACCUUUCCGAAUUACUUAAUCUAAUCCAACAAAGGUCUAAAUACGACCGUCCGUUUAAAGCUGACAAACAACAUAACCAUGUUGUGGUUACCGGGAAUUUUGAUUCCACAAGUUUAUUUGAAUUUUUACGCGAAUUUUUUUGUCAAGAUCAUGGGUUGGCGAUCAUGAAUACCUAUGUGGUUAUUCUAAAUCCCGAUGAGCCGUCCGAUGAUGUGGCCGUGAUUCUUGAGGACCCCGCGUUCGUAAAUAGA